Messenger RNA from Acaulospora morrowiae, 483 nucleotides. Lineage: Eukaryota; Fungi; Glomeromycota; Glomeromycetes; Diversisporales; Acaulosporaceae. The record is from the annotation of a GenBank genome assembly.
AUGUCCAAAUAUAAUAAUAAGACAUCACUCGUCUUCCUAUCGCUUGUUGUACUCAUACUCUGCUUACCAACCUUCGCCAUCGGCAGACAUGUAUCACCAUUGUCACUGCUAGACUUGGACCUCGAUUCGUCUUCCCCACCGGACAUUGUCAAGGGAGUUGUGGUGUUCUGGGAGACGUCCAAAAAUAAUACGAUCGUCGCGGGGCAAUUUAGUACCGGAUUCACGGAGGGAGAAGAAGCGGAGUACACAUUCAAGUUGUAUAGGGGAUCCAAGGAGGUCAUCGAUUUGAAACCGGCUGAUGACUUGCUAGAUAAAUUGCUUAAGAUCCGACCCGACGGAGCUACGGAUUUCUUCUUGUUCACCAUUGAGGAUAGUUUGUUGGUUAGUGGGGACGACUCGAUCUUGGGCACGACCUUUGUGGUUGGUCGUCCUGGAGUGUUGCUUGGAAAGAAUCAAGUUGGACCACUGAGCUGCCAUCAGUAA